Styela clava is the source of this 2570-nucleotide messenger RNA. The record is from RefSeq and is a predicted model, not a curated record. Lineage: Eukaryota; Metazoa; Chordata; Ascidiacea; Stolidobranchia; Styelidae.
UUCAAUUACAUUUCUGAUGUCUUUAUCUAUUCAGUGCCGCCACGUCGUUAUAUUAUUUUUCCCAACUUUUGUGCUCUAAUGAGUAUAAUCAGUGAUUAAAUUGUUUGGGUACGAAGAUUCACAUUUUACAUAUAGGUGUAGUUUAUAAUUAAAUAUAUACAAUCAAAUAAAUUUAUGUGAUAGCUCAAUGCCCAGAACAAUGGAUGGGAUUACGUAACAACUGUUACAAAAGAUUUAACAAAAAAGAAAACAGGAACGCAGCAAACCUUGAAUGUAGUAGUUCAGUGUUGGGAGCUCAUCUCGCUGAUCCUCGUAGGACAGAAGAAUUUGAAUUUAUCAGCAGUGCGGAAAUUCUGACUAGUACGGUUGCGCUCAACUGGAUUGGUAUUAGUCUUGACGGUUCUAACGCCACUUAUACUGAUGGGUCACCAGUAACUGAAGAAAUUCAAGCUUUCAAAGAGGAAGACAACAAAGCGUCUGAAAACUGCGCGGUGAUUCAAUCAAAUAUGAAUGAAUAUAAAUGGAUAGAAGCUCAAUGUGAAUACGAAACCUAUUUUAUUUGCGAAUAUACAGUUCCACAGUGUGCCACGAAUAUAAAUAUUUUGACAUCCGAAACAUCUGCUGAUAUAGCAUGGAAAACACCAAAAUCAUUACAUGGAUCCGACUUUGGCCAAUAUACAAUUGAAAUCAAAGAGAUCAAGGAUUUUGUUACUGAGAAGUACAUAAUUUCAAGAUCGAGUACAAACUAUACAUUGCCUGGAUUAAAAUCAGGGCAUUUGUAUUUCUUCUCAAUUCAAGCAAGCAUUUCGACUUCACAUUUUGAAAGCAAAAGUGCAAAAUAUACACAUGCAUUUCUGACAAAUCCGAAUCCUCCACGACACUUAAGAUUGAUCAAUAAAUCUCCAACCACCAUAACAAUUACAUGGAAUAAACCUGAAUCUAGCCAUUAUAAUAUUUUUGACAAAUACUGUAUAACGUAUGGGGAAACCAAAAUUUACGUGCACAAGAAUUUUACAACUUAUACACUAAAAAAGUUGAGUCCAUACACCGAAUACAAUAUCAAAGUAUUCUCGGUCAGCCAGAUUUCCUAUUUAGAGAAAUUGAGUACAGCCCCUGCUGAUACUUCGUUGACUGUUUUAACAGAUGUAAGUCCCGUCAAGGACUUAAGACUUAUUCCGGAGUCUCGCCACGUAACUAACUUCACAAUAACCUGGAGCUUCGCUGAAGGAGUGGUUGAUUCAUACGAAAUACAAAUAACAGAAAACGCGUCUGACGGCCAAAAUCCUCGAAUUAUUGAAGUUGAAAAUACAGCAAAUGAUUUUCUCAUCUCUAACCUUAUUCCUGGGCAAUUAUAUCAAGUUACUGUAAUCACGAAACGCCUUGAUGGUGAAAGUGACCCGGUGACGCUAUCCGAAAGAACAAGACCACCUAUUAGUCAUGUCCAUGUACAAACCAAAAUUGGUGUUGAUAGUGUAAAAAUUGACAUAUUCGAAUCUGGGAGCAAUCACCAAAAGUUUUACUACAGUGGCUACAUUUUAUCCUUCACAAGUUCAUUUCAAGAUAAAGACGAAUUUAUAAAGAAAAGUGAAAGCGGAAUUACAUCAUCCAUAAUCACUGGUUUGAUUCCAGGAACUACAUACGAUUUCAAAGCAUAUACAAUCAGCGGAGAUGUCAAAAGCAUGCCAUCUGAUCGCGGAAAAAUUUCAAUGGAACUAUCACCACCUGAAGAUUUUCGAGUUUUGACAAGAAACGAAACAUCAAUUUUAGUUGGUUGGUCUUCAAGCAGAGGAGAAGUAUCGCGAUAUCUUGUGACCUGUGAUGAAUGUCAUGACGGUGCAAAAUUAAUCGGAAUUGAUAAAGCGAAUGAAGCCAUGUUUUUAAAACUGAGUGCAGGAGCAGAAUAUGUUUUCACAAUCGUCUCACAGACGAGCAGCAAUAAAGAACAACGUGCCAGCAAGCAAGUCGAGCUUGUUACCCGCACAAAACCUAAAGUACCACAAAACGUUGCCAUUGACUUCGUCAACCAGACAUAUGCUGUAAUAUCAUGGUUGCCAGUUGACGGCACCAAGAGUGGUUAUCGAGUUGAAAAUGUAGCAUUGGAAAACCAAUAUUUCACUACUAGACCAGCCAAUGCAUCGUGGUUUCGAGAUAAAGAAAGCGUUAUUGUCGAGCAGGGAAAAAUUAUAGCAAAUCUAAACGAUGUAACUCCAGGAGUGGCAUAUCAUGCAAGAGUAUUUUCAGUCAGCGAUGAUACCUCCAGUGAACCUGCUUCUGUAUUUUUAACAAUGCUACCCAAUGCGGUAACUCAUGUGAAACCCUCUAAAGUAGAUGAAUAUUGGUCAACUCUCAGAUGGAAACCAGGAUUUGGUGGUUACUCCGAAUUUUUGGUUGAAAUAACAUUAGCGGGUGACGAAGAAAUUGUUGACACGGCUUACGUUACAGAAUCAAAUUACAAUUCCACAUUGCCGGCACCAGCUACUUUAUAUUACGCGUCUAUUUAUACCUUGACACUAGACCGUACCUGGCAAAGUGUUCCCGCAGGAUUAUUUAUACAAUCAAGUAAGAUAUGA